UUCAUGAUUCAACACACUCAAACCUCUAGCAGAGAAGCUCGCAGGCAGGGCGUGGAUCAGUCUGACAGAGACACAGAGACACAGAGACACAGAGACACAGAGACAGCCCCUGCGAUCCAGUACGAAGGAGCAGGAGUCCGACAGCAGGGCUAUAUAUUAAUAUAGGGGACUGACAGACAGAGACCUCUCUGCUGGGGACUGAUCAGUCAACAGCUGAACAGAGAAGAAGGAGAAGAAGGAGCAAGAGAAGGAGAAGGAGGCAGUGAAGAGCCCUCUCGCUGACUGCACUGUUACACCAGGACUUGAGCUCAACUACUAAUCUGGAAAGAGGAGAGAGGAGAGAGAGGAGAGGAGAGAGGAGAGAGAGGAGAGGGGAGAGAGGAGAGAGGAGAGAGAGAGGAGAGAGGAGAGAGAGGAGAGAGGAGCACACACUGAACAGGUAAGAAUCCCCUCUGAAGCUCUGAGUGUUCACCAGGCAGCUGCUGGUCUCUGUACAGGAAGAUGUUACUGACAGGUUCACAUUGUAAUGCAAUGCUCUGGCCUCUCUUGUUACAUUCCUGGGACUUGAUUGUACUUUUGGAAUUGUUUUUGCUCGUGUUUCUGUCCGUUCCCCUCGGUGCAGCGUGACGGGCUGUGAUGUCACGCGGCUCAACAUUCCCGUUUCCCGUUCUCCCAGGUCACCAUGGCGGAGGCGUCUCCAGUCCAGGCCUUCCUGUUCGGAGUUCUGGUCUUCACCGGGAUUCUGGGAAACGUUCUGGUUAUCUUUACGGUGAUCAGCACAUCUCUGGACUCGCACCACCUGCCCCCCCCGACCGACAUCAUCCUGGUGAACCUGGCGCUGGCCAACCUGCUCACCUCCGUGUUCCGCACCGUGCCCAUCUUCAUCUCCGACUUAGGCGUGGAGGUGUACCUGUCCACGGACUGGUGUCGCGUCUUCAUGUUCGCCUGGGUGUGGUGGCGCUCGGUGGGCGUGUGGGCCACCUUCUCGCUCAGCCUGUUCCACUUCGUGACGCUGCGCCGGCAGGGCGUGACCGGGGCUCUGGCACGGAGGGCGGAGCUGAGGAAGGUGGGCGCCGCCCUCUUCCUGGUCUGGGCGCUCAACUUCCUGUACUCGCUGCCUGCCUUCCUGUACUCCGCCCACGUGAGGGGCAACUCCACAGUGGAGUUCAUGGUGAUCAGCUGCACCACGCGCCCCCUGCUCGGCUGCAUCUGGGAGUUCCCCUCCCCGCGCAUGGCGGUCGUGUUUGCCACGUCCUCGCUGGCCGUCCACGAGGUGGUGCCCACGGUGCUGAUGGUGGCCAUGAAUCUGGCCACGCUGUGCAUGCUGAAGAGGCACAUCCGCUCCGUGGCGGGGGCGGAGCUGACGGGCUGCCACGUGGACAGAGAGCGCAAGGCCAGCAAGGUGAUCGUGGUGCUGGUCACGCUGUUCGUGGUCUGCUGGGGCACGCAGAUGCUCUCCGUGUCCUACUACAACUACAACAGGGGCGACCACGCCGUGUUCCUGCUCACGCUGGCACACUUCACCUCCUCCAUCUUCGUGGGAUUCAGCCCCCUGGUGGUGGCGUUCGGCCACAGCAAGCUGCGCAACAGGAUCAAGAGGAUGCUGCUCUGGGGCAGGGAGAGGGGGCAGGGAGGAGGAGAGGGGGAGCAAGGCAAGGGGGCAGGAAGGGUGAUCAGCAGGGCAGGGAACGAUCCCCAUCCCUCCUGCUGAUUCAGGGGCAGGGGACUGACACGACUCUGUGUGCUGCAGCUUCACUAGCCAUGCUACUGGAAGCAAGAGCACAGCCAAGUGCAGUGAAGAAAGAAACAAAGACUGGAAAAGCACAGAGACACACGCACACACACACGCACACGCACACGCACACACACACAUAUACACACAUAUACACACGCACACACACAUAUACACACACACACACGCACACGCACACACACACGCACACGCACACGCACACAUAUACACACAUGCACACAUAUACACACGCACACACACAUAUACACACACGCACACGCACAUAUACACACACACACACACACAUGCAUAUCACAUGAGUUCUGUAUUCUCUGGUUCUGUGUUAUCCAGUGUUUUGUGUGAAUAGUUUAUUUCCCGUGUUUUUGAAAUUUGCAGCACCCUUCAAAUGAUAUUUGAAGGGUGCUGCAAAUGUGGAAGGGCAGCAGUGUGGAGUAGUGGUCAGGGCUCUGGACUCUUGACUGGAGGGUCGUGGGUUCAAUCCCCAGUGGGAGACACUGCUGUUGUACUCUUGAGCAAGGUACUUUACCUAGAUUGCUCCAGUAAAAACCCAACUGUAUAAAUGGGUAAUUGUAUGUAAAAUAAUGUGAUAUCUGUAUAAUGUAAAAUAAUGUAUAAUGUGAUAUCUUGUAACAAUUGUAAG
Messenger RNA from Acipenser ruthenus (sterlet), 2393 nucleotides. Its product is annotated as olfactory receptor class A-like protein 4. NCBI's taxonomy places the organism in Eukaryota, Metazoa, Chordata, Actinopteri, Acipenseriformes, Acipenseridae. The record is from RefSeq and is a predicted model, not a curated record. Gene Ontology annotation, molecular function: G protein-coupled receptor activity. Gene Ontology annotation, cellular component: membrane. The transcript has 2 exons. Gene Ontology annotation, biological process: G protein-coupled receptor signaling pathway. The coding region runs from base 683 to 1711 and encodes 342 amino acids.